UAUUUCCUACUCACCAAGCAGAGGUUGGCGGGGGAAAAUCGUGACCUUUUCCUUAACGUUAUAUGCCGUAUGGUGGGGCGGGGGAUGGUCAAAAAAAUAUGGCAUGGCCAUAUAAGGAAAGGUCACGAUUUUCCCCACCAACCUCUGCUUGGAGAGUACCUAUCUACUGACGCAGGUCACCAUGAUCACUAAGAAACUAGACAGAGCACUGCUGGACUUUAACCUUUGGUAAGGGUAAAUGAUCUAUCCCGUGUGAUCGAAGCGCAUUGUUAGUAGGGUCUUCUUGUCACCAUGCCUGUACCUCCUCGGAUCCGAGACGAGUUCCGUCUGUAUCGGGUCUUCCCUCGUCAUCAUGAUACAGUCCGCUUCUACACAACUCCGUGGUUGACGAAUCAGGUGCCAUUCUUGGUGUACCGGCUCCUGCUGUGUGUUUACAACGUGUCCGUUCUGGUGGUGUACGUUAAGGGUGGCGAAUGGGCAUGGAAUCCAAAAGUUCUGAUAACGCUGACCUACCAGACCUACAUUCUGUGGACGGUUUACUCAUUCUGGAGCGCGGUUGUUUGCUUUGUUUUGUACUUUGGCUCCACUUACCACCACUUACGUGGUCAGAUAGAAUCCUGUAGUCUGAUAUCUCCGGAUAGCUUCAGCCAAGAAGUUCAGGACUCACCUGACAACAAAAACACCUCAAGGGCAGACGCCCCAAGUCCUGCUUCGGAAUCAUGUGAUGCAGCGACACCUGACGAACACACUGUGAACGACAAUGACUCAAGAUUCGGAACGACACUAGACGCCACUGCACUGUUGCAGGGGUAUCUGCGGGACGACAGCAGACAUACAACGGCCGAUACCGGUACCGUGACCUCCCUACCUGACCGGUACCCCCGCCUUCCGUGGUACCUAGGCUGUCAGUGGGUACUCUACACCGCGCCUGCAGUCAGUGCCCUUCCGAUAACUGUCGUGUUUUGGUCGCUCAUGAGGCCUGCGGGUCAGUCUGUAGUGAUAGAAAACGUUCUCAUCCACGCCAUGAACUCUGUCACUGCUUUCCUGGAACUGUUUAUCACUGGACUUCCCGUAAGUCUUCUCCAUGUGGUAUAUCCUAUUUUGUAUCUGCUGUGGUAUAUUGUAUUUAGUUUGAUAUAUGUAGAAGCCGGAGGCACAGACCUAUGGGGGAACCACUACAUAUACAAGGUAUUUGACUUCGAAGGAAACCCUUCACUGACCGCUGGACUCGUCGUUGCAGUGGUUGGUUUGCUUUUGGUAUCUCACGUAAUCGUCUUCUUUCUGUCUCUUUUGAGAGACAAAAUACUGGUAUGUGUAUCAAGAAGGUAAAAGACUGAUUCAUUGAUUGAAAAUUUCAUUGGCAGCCAAGAGGCUGAUCAUAAAUUCUGAGGUCCACAAUACAAACAAUUCUCAUUAUACAAAAAGGAUCAAAUACGACAAUCUAAUAUAUAUAUUUGUCCAAAUGACAAUAAACUAUGAUCAAUACUUGGUAAAAAGUUGAAAACAUUAUAUACUGUUGUUCAAGAUUUUAACAAUAUGAUAUUGGACUUUUGGCGUACCGUCUGUCCAGUCUGAACGGAUGAAACGUAUAACCGUUACAUUUAAAGUGACCACAUCUUCCACGGGUAGGUUAAAUUGUCGAAGUCGGCAGCUGAAAAGGUCACAGUCUUUGACUUCCUUUUUUUUUUGUUACGUCUAUGACAUAACGACAUCAGGCACGUUUCUAUCAACCUAGAAAAAUGGAAAUAUAACAGUAUACAUUAUGCAGUUUAUUUCUCGCAAAGUAAUGCAAAUGCUAAUGACAGCAGAUUGCGUGAAAGACCAAAUAGGUGAUGAUUGUGUA
Branchiostoma floridae (Florida lancelet) is the source of this 1843-nucleotide messenger RNA. RefSeq lists its product as uncharacterized. Bases 292 to 1329 code for a protein of 345 amino acids. The transcript is spliced from 2 exons. NCBI's taxonomy places the organism in Eukaryota, Metazoa, Chordata, Leptocardii, Amphioxiformes, Branchiostomatidae. Gene Ontology annotation, cellular component: membrane. The record is from RefSeq and is a predicted model, not a curated record.